Molecule: messenger RNA, 551 nt
Organism: Selaginella moellendorffii
Lineage: Eukaryota; Viridiplantae; Streptophyta; Lycopodiopsida; Selaginellales; Selaginellaceae
Product: myosin-binding protein H
Exons: 2
Coding region: 151-471 (106 amino acids)
Source: RefSeq, a predicted model, not a curated record
AAUCUCUAUCAUGUAUGUUCACUACACAGGGGCAGCGUUUUCUCUUGGUUCUUCCUCGCUCGCUUCUUCGCUCGCUCUCCUCGCCGAUCCAUCGAUCCAUCCCAGAGUUUUGACAAUGAGCUCUGAAGAGGCAAGCACAGAUCUGUGAGAAUGAGAGUAAAGGACGUUCCUCCCCCAACUCCAACUCCAGCUCCAGCUGAAGAAGUAGCAACUCCAACUCCAACUCCAGCUGAAGAAGUGCCUCCAGCUGAGAAAGUGGCUCCGUCAGCUGAGGAAGCAUCAGCUCCAGCUGCAAAAGAAGUGGCUGCUCCUGAAGUUCCAAGUGAAGAAGCUGCUCCUCCAGCUGCUACACCUGAGCUGGAGGAGAAAACCAAAGAGCUGAGCUUGGAAGAUCCACCAGCAGCAGUUGAAGAAGCAGCACCAGCAGCACCUAAAGCACCAGCAGCAUCUGUGUUUAGUGUUACGGUUUAAACCCCUUGUGCAAGCAUCUCAAACUUUUCCUAUGAAUUCCUUUUGAUUAAAUAUCCAAAACAAUUGAAUUAUAAACAGCG